GGGAGCGAGGGAAAGAGAGAGAGAGGGAGAGACUCAAGCGAUACAGCCGAGGACCACGCGCCACAGAAGACGGACGAAGGCACGCGACAUGACUCACGGAUUCAGGUGUGCGUGGAUAUGCCCCGGGUGUCGUGCUCACAGAUCAUGGUCGCUGGGAUAAGCGUGGAUGUACUGACUGACGGCAGAUAGUAUGCCUGCACAUUUGGCACGGCUCACGCGAUGUGGCACAAUAUGGCACGCGUAAAGAUGGGUCUUUUCGCUCUCCUGUGUCUCCCCACGCUUUUCUUCCGCGUCCUCGUGCUCUCCCACAGCAGCAGCAUCUAUGAGCGGUCGGUGGUCCCUCGCGCCGUUUCCCGCUCUGUGGCGCGCAUGGACGGAGACGUGAUCAUCGGCGCGCUCUUCUCCGUUCACCACCAGCCGUCUGCGGAGAAAGUGGCGGAGCGGAAGUGCGGGGACGUACGCGAGCAGUACGGCAUCCAAAGGGUGGAGGCGAUGUUCCACACGUUGGACCGGAUCAACUCCGACCCGAACCUCCUCCCCAACAUCAGCCUUGGCUGUGAGAUCCGGGACUCCUGCUGGCACUCCUCUGUGGCCCUGGAGCAGAGCAUUGAGUUCAUCCGGGACUCCCUCAUCUCCAUCCGGGAUGAUAAGGACGGAUCCAAAUGGUGCAUUGAUGGCACCCCAUCCCACCAGCCUCCACCCACCAAGAAACCCAUUGCUGGAGUGAUUGGACCAGGAUCCAGCUCUGUGGCCAUUCAGGUUCAGAACCUUCUACAGCUCUUCAACAUCCCACAGAUCGCCUACUCUGCCACCAGCAUCGACCUGAGCGACAAAACUCUGUUCAAAUACUUCUUGAGGGUCGUGCCAUCAGACACCCUCCAGGCCCGGGCCAUGCUGGACAUUGUCAAGCGGUACAACUGGACCUAUGUGUCUGCGGUGCACACUGAGGGAAACUAUGGGGAGAGUGGCAUGGAGGCUUUCAAGGAGCUGGCCUCUCAGGAAGGCCUAUGCAUUGCCCACUCGGACAAGAUCUACAGCAACGCGGGGGAGAAGCACUACGAUCGCCUUUUGAGGAAACUACGAGAACGUCUUCCCAAAGCUCGUGUGGUGGUGUGUUUCUGCGAGGGCAUGACUGUCCGAGGUCUCCUGAUGGCCAUGAGGAGACUGGGAGUGUUUGGGGAGUUUCUCCUCAUUGGCAGUGAUGGAUGGGCAGAUCGUUACGAGGUUGUGGAGGGUUAUGAGCAGGAAGCAGAAGGAGGAAUCACCAUGAAGCUGCAGUCAGAGGUGGUCAAGUCCUUCGAUGACUAUUACCUGAAGCUGCGUCUGGACACCAACACCAGGAACCCCUGGUUCCCCGAAUUCUGGCAGUACCGUUUCCAGUGCCGCCUGCCGGGUCACCCGCAGGAGAACAAGAACUACAAGAAAAUCUGCUUCGGAAAUGAGAGUCUGCAUGAAAACUAUGUACAGGAUAGUAAAAUGGGCUUUGUCAUCAAUGCCAUCUAUGCCAUGGCUCAUGGCCUUCAUGAUAUGCACAAAGAGAUGUGCCCGGGACAGACGGGGCUCUGUGAGGCCAUGAACCCUAUCGAUGGCAGCAAGCUGCUGGACUACCUGCUAAAGACAUCCUUCAGAGGAGUCUCAGGAGAGGAGAUUUAUUUUGAUGAAAAUGGAGACACACCGGGAAGGUACGACAUCAUGAAUCUACAGAGUGUGGGUGAUGUGGGCGAUGGUCGCUAUGAUUACAUAAACGUGGGCUCCUGGCAUGAGGGCAUCUUAAGCAUCGAUGACAACAAGUUGUGGUUGAACAGCAGCGACAUGGUUCGCUCAGUCUGCAGUGAACCCUGCUCCAAAGGACAAAUCAAGGUGAUUCGGAAAGGCGAGGUGAGCUGCUGUUGGAUCUGCACCACAUGCAAGGACAAUGAGUAUGUCCAGGAUGAGUUCACUUGCAAGGCCUGUGAGCUGGGGUGGUGGCCCGAUGAUGACCUGGCCGGCUGCCAGCCCCUGCCUCUGAGGUAUCUUGACUGGGCGGAUGUGGAAUCCAUAGUGGCAGUGGUUUUCUCCUGUGUGGGCAUCCUGAUCACCUCCUUUGUCACCUUCGUGUUCAUCCAGUACCGUGACACACCUGUGGUUAAAUCCUCCAGCAGGGAACUCUGUUAUAUCAUCUUGGCUGGAAUCUUCCUGGGCUACAUCUGUCCGUUCACCUUAAUUGCCCGUCCUACAGUGGCCUCGUGCUACUUGCAGCGGCUCCUGGUGGGCCUUUCAUCUGCUAUGUGCUACUCCGCUCUGGUGACCAAAACAAACCGCAUCGCCCGCAUUCUGGCAGGCAGCAAGAAGAAGAUCUGCACCAGGAAGCCCCGUUUCAUGAGCGCCUGGGCCCAGGUGAUCAUAGCCUUUAUGCUGAUCAGUGUGCAGCUAACCCUGGAGAUCACACUCAUCAUUCUGGAGCCGCCUGAGCCCAUCAAGUCCUACCCGAGUAUACGUGAGGUCUACCUCAUCUGUAAUACCAGCAACUUAGGCAUGGUGGCGCCACUGGGCUACAACGGCCUGCUAAUUAUGAGCUGCACCUACUAUGCCUUCAAGACUCGGAACGUCCCAGCCAAUUUUAAUGAGGCUAAAUAUAUUGCCUUUACAAUGUACACGACCUGCAUCAUUUGGCUGGCCUUUGUGCCCAUCUAUUUUGGCUCAAACUACAAGAUUAUAACCACAUCCUUCUCCGUGAGCCUGAGUGUAACAGUGGCACUGGGGUGCAUGUUCACACCUAAAAUGUACAUUAUCAUUGCCAAACCAGAGAGGAACGUUCGAAGCGCCUUCACCACCUCGGAUGUGGUGCGAAUGCAUGUUGGAGACGGGAAGUCCGCGGCUCAGUGCGGGAGCAACAGCUUUCUCAAUAUGUUCCGCCGGAAGAAGCCUGGAUCUGGCAAUGCCAAUUCUAAUGGCAAGUCUGUGUCAUGGUCUGAAUCAGGUGCAAGACACCCUCCGAGGGGGGGGAAUGUGUGGCACAGACUGUCUGUGCAUGUGAGGAAACAGGAAGCCGGCUUGAAUCAGACGGCGGUCAUCAGGCCCCUAACUAACACCCCCGACCCCCACAGCUGUGAGCCCUCCACCUGCGACCUUGGCACAGACCCCCAUCUCCCACAAGAACCGCGUGGCGCUAAGCCUCUAUACAACCUGGCGGAGGAGGACGACGAGGGCGAUUCGCAGCGCCCCCUCUGGACUCCACCUUGCACCGGACAGAUGCAAAGGCUGGAGUCUGAUUUAGAUAAGCCGGCUUCUCAUUUGCCCUCUCAUUUGAAGGGCUGCACCACAGAGCACUUGCAGGGGGCUGUGGUGGACACACACAGCUCCCAUGUCCCUGCACUGAAUGACCACACUGCCAGGGAGGUAAUCCCUGCCAAAGAGCCUUUGAGUUUGACACCCUCUCAGCUUCCUUUGGCCCCACGAACGGGGGCAUUUGAAGAAGAAGAAGAGGGGUCAGAGGAUGAGGAACUGGACCUCUUACACAGCUACAUUUAUGAUGCCAAGGAGGAGGGGGAGGGAGAGGAUGGGGAAGGCGAAGAUUUAACUCAGAACAAGCCAACACUGGAGGAUUCCCUAGUUCUGUCACCUCCCUCUCCUUUCAGAGACUCUGUGUGUUCAGGGGAGUCUGUCAGCGGCUCCCCCGUCAUGGAGUUGAUGCUUGGUAGCCCUCCGAGCUCAGUCUACACCUCAAACAUCCUCGGAGACUUCGCACACAGCUCCUCAACACUGUGAGAGCAAAACACAGGGGCUGACACAGUCGCUGUCAGCACACUUGUGCAUCACGCAGACAUGCAUUUCUACACACAAGUUCACACACACACACACACACAUACGCAACCACACACACACACACAGAUACACACUGUUAUUUUAUUAUUUUUAACAUUUAUUGUUUUGCGCUUUCAUUUGCUUGCUUGUAUUUAUUGCUCUUUACUACUGCUUUUAUCAGUAAGGGGUUAAUCAAAACUAUGAGCAGAAAAACAGCAGGAAUCAUCCAUGAGUGCUUACCUUUCUGAAGGGCUGUCAUUGCACAAAGCCUUUCUGCAAAAUGUACAACUGGGAACAGUGCCAAAACUAGCCGGCUCUCGUGCCAAAUUCUGAUGUGAUAAGAAACACAGAGAAUCAUAAGAAAAGAUGUAGCUGCGGUUAUCACAGCGGCAGUACAAUUAAACGGCCUGCGAGAAACAAAUGGAAAGAGAAGCACAAUUCUAUGUGUACACAUGUGCAGAGUGUAAAAUCCAAACAGAGGCCAAACUUGAGGCUUUGAGGACUGCGAUAGCUCAAGUGCAUUUCACGCCAGUUUUGAUUAGCUCUGCUCCUCGCCGCCGCACACACACAGAUCUGAGCAUGUGUGCUGUGGUAGCAGCUGCAUAGGAAAACUAUUUGCUUCUUUGCCUUUUUUUUUUUUCCAUUGAUUGAUUCAGUUUCCCUUCCUCUGAAUUCGCUGCAGUCGCAAAGAGAUAACUUAAGAAAAGUGCAGUAAGUUGGUUGAAUAUUACUUUUAUGUGUUGCGAGGUGAGCUCAAAAUCACAGAGAUUAUUAUCACUAAACUGAGAUUCUGCCGAAGACUUGUGCUGUGUGCUGUGUGAUUAUGGAAAUAACGUGCCAAUCAAAGUUGUUAUCAAACUACAUCCCUGCUUUGAAUUUUUACGAUGUAGCUGAUGCAGGUUAGCGUGAUUGUAGAUGAUGGCAAUGUUGUGUAUUCAGUUUACACACCUGACGGCGAGUUUUACGAGCAUGGGAUGUGAUACGUUUGCUUUCCAUGCCGUGUUGAUAUUUCUCAUGAGUUUGCUGUGUCAUUGUAAUGGAAAAACACAGUACUUGUACAAGUUCUCAAAGUUUGUAAUACUGUUAAACCAUCUCUUGUUUUUCACACAGGUGGUAUGUUUGUAAUACUGAUAAAUGUUUCUAUAUUUAGAAUGUCAACAGAUUAAAAAAAAAAAAAAAAAAAAAAAAAAGAGUUUAUACAUUUUGAAGCUGUCCUCCAGAUAGCCUAUUUGUCCAGGAGCAGUGUGUUUGGUUUUUGGGUAAAUUUUAAGCUAACUUGAGUCGACUGUAUCCUCUUGAAAGUAUUAAGUUGUAAAAGUAACCAAUGAUUAGUUGCUUCUUGUAAUGAGAUGAUACAUGUUUCACUUUUUGCUUAAAUCUUGCAUUAUAAAUUUUAAGUAGUUUACUUGAGAUUAAGUUUCUUAGUUCUUUAUCAAUAAGAAUGCGAAUUAUUUCAGAGUACAAGCCUAUACAGUACAUAGUGCAACUGUAUUGUAUUUCCAAAUGUUUUUAGUCUCUUAUAGUGUAAGUUGUUAGAUGAUUUUAACCAGUGUAAAAUAUGCGAGGGUGCCACCUGUUUGACACUGUCACAUCUAGAAUGAAUUAGGCCUUUAUGUUUUGGGCGAGCUGAACAAUGCUGUAAAAUAAAAACUAUUUAUA
This is a messenger RNA of Scatophagus argus, 5442 nucleotides long. It is a transcript of the gene grm1a, whose product is annotated as glutamate receptor, metabotropic 1a. NCBI's taxonomy places the organism in Eukaryota, Metazoa, Chordata, Actinopteri, Scatophagidae. Gene Ontology annotation, biological process: G protein-coupled glutamate receptor signaling pathway; regulation of synaptic transmission, glutamatergic. The coding region runs from base 220 to 3747 and encodes 1175 amino acids. Gene Ontology annotation, cellular component: postsynaptic density membrane. The record is from RefSeq and is a predicted model, not a curated record. The transcript has 9 exons. Gene Ontology annotation, molecular function: adenylate cyclase inhibiting G protein-coupled glutamate receptor activity; G protein-coupled receptor activity involved in regulation of postsynaptic membrane potential.